This is a messenger RNA of Racocetra persica, 184 nucleotides long. Lineage: Eukaryota; Fungi; Glomeromycota; Glomeromycetes; Diversisporales; Gigasporaceae. The record is from the annotation of a GenBank genome assembly.
UUUAUCUCGCGAAAUCGCGGGAGCGAUAGUUUUAUCGCUUCGCGCGAGGUAUAUCUCUAGGCAGGCGCAGAAAGAAUACCCUAUUCUAAGUUUAAUUGCACGAGAUUAUUUAGCUAUACAAGCUACCAGUGUAGCCAAAUUCCAAAUAGAGGUUGGAACCGGUUUUAUUCCAAAAUCCGAUUAA